This is a messenger RNA of Geodia barretti, 1094 nucleotides long. The record is from the annotation of a GenBank genome assembly. Lineage: Eukaryota; Metazoa; Porifera; Demospongiae; Tetractinellida; Geodiidae.
UCGUGCGCAUGCGUGCGCCGAGGGUUACGUAAUAACCCCCGCGCGCUCAGUCUGUUUACGUCGUUGGUGAGAGACUAGACGCCUGUACACCACUGCAAGGCCCCCCGGGUUUUUCUCCAACGCUGCUCCGUGAGAGGAAGAUACACCAGAGAUGGCUGCUUGUAAUCGACUAGUCGGCUCAUGGAAUGGAAAGAGAGGUCUCUUGACACUGUUGAACCGUUCACUAUUUACAGCCACCACGCUUCAGUCUACUGAGCGGACAUAUGGUAACCUGAAGGACGAGGACAGGAUCUUCACCAACCUCUAUGGCAGACACGACUGGAAAGCUAAAGGGAGCUAUGGCCAGAGGUGAUUGGUUUAAGACCAAGGAGAUAAUCCUCAAGGGUCCAGACUGGAUUCUGGAGGAGGUGAAGAAGUCGGGGCUAAGAGGAAGAGGAGGAGCUGGGUUUCCAUCUGGAAUGAAGUGGGGAUUCAUGAACAAGCCUUCUGACGGACGUCCCAAGUAUCUGGUGGUGAAUGCAGACGAGGGAGAGCCGGGGACGUGUAAGGACCGCGAGAUCAUGAGACACGAUCCUCACAAGUUGGUGGAGGGAUGUCUGGUCGCUGGCAGAGCCAUGGGAGCCAGAACUGCCUACAUCUACAUCCGUGGAGAGUUCUACAACGAGGCCAGUAACAUGCAGGCGGCCAUCCAGGAGGCGUACGAGGCGGGGCUCAUCGGGAAGAAUGCCUGCAGAUCGGGAUACGACUUUGACAUCAUCAUGCACAGAGGAGCUGGGGCCUACAUCUGUGGGGAAGAAAUGGCCCUCAUAGAGAGUCUGGAGGGGAAGCAGGGGAAGCCACGUCUGAAACCGCCAUUCCCGGCCGACAUCGGUGUCUUUGGCUGCCCCACCACCGUUGCCAACGUCGAAACGGUCGCUGUUGCCCCGGCUAUCUGUCGUCGUGGAGGGGAGUGGUUUGCGUCGUUUGGUCGUGAGAGGAACCACGGGACGAAGCUCUACUGCAUCAGUGGCCACGUCAACUCACCAUGCACCGUGGAGGAGGAGAUGUCCAUCCCUCUCAGAGAACUCGUUGAGAGACAUGCCGGUGGGGUCAAA